Cheilinus undulatus (humphead wrasse) is the source of this 3108-nucleotide messenger RNA. RefSeq names its product zinc finger protein OZF-like. The coding region runs from base 719 to 2107 and encodes 462 amino acids. The record is from RefSeq and is a predicted model, not a curated record. Gene Ontology annotation, biological process: regulation of DNA-templated transcription. The transcript is spliced from 2 exons. NCBI's taxonomy places the organism in Eukaryota, Metazoa, Chordata, Actinopteri, Labriformes, Labridae. Gene Ontology annotation, molecular function: DNA-binding transcription factor activity, RNA polymerase II-specific; RNA polymerase II cis-regulatory region sequence-specific DNA binding.
CAUCACUAAAUACAGUUUAUCAGCAAUGUUUACUUUUGAAUUAAGCGAAAUAGACAACUAUGAAAAAAAUCCAAGCUGUUGUUUUACUAUACAUUUACUAAAAAAUGAAAAGUAAAUGACAUAUUACAAAUAAACUACAAAGGCUUUGAGCAUAUACAAAUGGGAUUCUUUACAAAAUGUUGAAAUCAUUUGGGUUCCAAAAUUUUAUCCAAAACAUAUGUAACUGGAGCCAGUUUAAGCCAGAGACAACGUAAGGACCAUAUCUGUAAACAUAAACACCAGUUGAAAUCCUCUUAAAAAGGCUUGGAAUUCUGUUACUUCCUAGUCCUUAAGAGGGAACCCCUCGUUGCCUGCUCCUCACAGGAUCUGAGUUUAGUACAAUUAACAAUUUAAGAAAUUUCUCUUGUUUGCUUACAAUGUAUUGGUUUGAUUGCAAGAUGAGGAAACAGUUUGUUUCGUUUUGGUAAUGAUGUCGACUUUCCGAACUUCCGCUUUUAUUGUGAAGACAAGACGAAUAUACAGGAAGUAGUGUUAUUGUUUCCGGGUUUUGAAGGCUCCUUUUCGCUGAGCGCAGUUACCGUGUUUAGAUGUUCCAGCGUCCAGAAGGAGAAGAGAAAUCCUGGAGAAGUGUUCAGAAUUGGCUUUUCUCUUCCUUCUUUGACUCUUGCAUGUUUGUAAAAUAUCCGAGUUUCAUGACAUUUCAGUAUCUCCUGUGGAGAUGGAACAGCUUUCAGUAAGUAAAGAAGAGGAUUCCCCUGGACAGGAGAGUAGCUCCCAUCUGGGUCAGGUGAAUACCGAGUCUCCACACCUUAAAGAGGAACCAGAGGAAGUACAGAUUAGUCAGCAGUAUCAGUGGCCAGAGAAUGCUGAAAUGAUCAAGGUCCCUGUGAAGAUCGAAGAGGAUGAGGAGAAACCUCAGUCCUCACAGAUUCAUCAGAGAGAGUCUGAACAGAUGGAAACAGGAGCUGAUGAAGAGGACUUUUGGGGACCAGGAGCAGCCAGGUACUUUGAUCCAGAGAGAGAUUCACAGCCAGAGACCGACGUCAAGAGUGAGGACUCCUCUGAGGCUGAGACUGAUGACAGUGCUGAGUGGAAAGAGAUUUCUAGACAUCAGUCUAGUUUGAUCUCAGUCGAAAACAUAAAAGAUAAGAGAACAAGGACUGACAGGACAGGCCCUCUCUGCCCAGAAGGUGGUGAAAUAUUUAACCAGGCAGGUCAUCUUAGAGAGCAUAUGAGAAAUCACACUGGAGAGAAACCAUUUGGGUGCUCUGAGUGUGGUGAAAUAUUUUGCCAACAUCAAGUUACAUAUCAGGACAGACAUCCUCCAGGAGAGAAACCCUUCAACUGCUUUGAAUGUGGUAAAAGAUUUAGCUGUGCGAGUAAUUUGACCAAACACAAGAGAAUUCAUACCGGAGCAAAACCCUUUAGUUGCUUUGAGUGUGGUAAAAGAUUUAGCUGUGUAGGUAAUUUGACUAAACACAGGAGAAUUCAUACAGGAGAAAAACCAUUCAGCUGCUUUGAAUGUGGUCAGAGAUUUAACCAAAAUGGAAAUCUGACCAGACACAUGUUAGUUCACACCAGUCAGGAAGUCAUCAGCUCCACUGAGUGCAGUCAUGAAUUUAACCUGAAAGAUCAAGUGGCCAAACAUCAGAGAACUCACACUGCAGAGAAACCCUUCAGCUGCUCUGAGUGCAGCAAAAAAUUUUCCCAAAAAUGUUAUUUGACCAAACACAAGAGAACUCAUACAGAAAAGAAACCCUUUCACUGCUUUGACUGUGGUCAAAGAUUUAGGCUUAAGACUACUUUGACUAACCACGUUAGAAUACAUACAGGAGAGAAACCCUUUCACUGCUAUGAGUGUGGCAAAGAAUUUAGCCUUAAAAGUACUUUGACCAAACACAGGAUAAUUCAUUCAGGAGAGAAACCCUUUGACUGCUCUGAGUGUGGUCAAAGAUUUACUCAAAGAGUGUCUCUGACAAGACAUAUGCUGAUUCACACUAGACAGAAACCCUUUAGAUGCUUUGAGUGUGGCAAAAGAUUUAACCAACAAAGUUCUCUGACCAGACAUUCAUUACUUCACACUCGGCAGGAGAGAGAAACACUUUAACUGCUCUUACUUUGUUAAAAGGUUCUCUAAAAAGUCUUACCUGGCAUGACAUAGUUUCAAAACCAUUCACAUAUAAUGUUGUUGACCAAUGGUUUACUUGGCUAAAUCAGUUGAUGAUUCACAAGUGCAAUGAAUUCCAGGCAUCAGAAGCAAACAUAGAGGCAGACGAAGUCAGAAACAGGAGCUGAUGAAGAGGACUGUGGAAGAUGAGAACCAACAAGGAAAUUGGCUCCACAACGACAUUUACAACCAGAGAUGAAGUUCAAGACUGAUGACUAUUAAGAUCCUGAGACUCUUAUGAUGAGUGUAAGGAGGCCAGAGAACAUUGGUAAUGUUUAAACUCAGCGCUUAUGAAUAUUCUGCAGUGAUAUGAGAUGGAAGACUGUUGAAACCCCACUCUGAGUCUCACAGAGAAAACUGUAUUAAUGAUUAAAAGCUUCAGUUUUUUAACCUUUACAGCAACAAUACACAUUCCUUGUUUAUUUAUGUAUUUUCUUUUAUAUGGUUCUAACUCAUGAAUGAAAUGUUUCAGUCCAAUUUUCCAAGCCUUGAGAUAAAUUCUAGAUGUGCUGUUCACAUGAACCCAUGGAACAUGGAAAGACUGUUUUUUCUCACACCACAGGGUUGGACACCUUUCAGAUCUGAGAGAUGUUGUAAAUACCUGAUCCUCUAUACCUUGGUUUAGAAAAACCCACCAUAGAAUCACAGAACUGUAGAAAAUGGACAUAUUUCCCAGGGAAUCCUUUACAAAUCAUAGUUAAGUUUUAUAUGUGAAUUGAAAGAUAAAGUUUGAGAAGAGUAUAAAAUACAAUUUAAUUCAAAUGUAAUUUUGGAUGCAAGGUUGCUCUUUUGGACCAGCGUCCAACGGCUAUUGUGAAACAAAACUGUGUUAUCUGCUCUUAAUGUAAUCAUUAAGUUUGAAGUAUAUGGUAAAACAGAGUAGUAACUGUAGUGGUUUAAGCAUUAGUACUGUCUGUAGAGAGUUAUGAUGGCUUGAAUAA